AUGCAAACCAUUUCAGAGGACUUUGCAACAUUGGCAACUCCCGGACCCUUUUCUCUCCAACGACCCGGUAGUAGCACGUCGUCUACGGAAGAUGGGGGUAUUUUUUUGGAUCAAGUCUUGCCCAACCAUCAAGCUGUCCGUGUACAGUCGACAGGAGCUACGAGACAGCAGACGUGGUGUGGUAUCUCGACGAAAUCUCUGGAUGAGGGUGUGCCUGUGGUGAUGAGCAUUGUCAUUGGCUCAUACUUUGGUGUGGGGAUUCGAGUCCUGCUUACCGAGUUUGCCAAUGUCAUGUACGAGAUUCAGACGGAAUUGCUGCAAUUGCUCGGCUUUGGCUAUUACUUACCAAAUGUGGUCGGCUGCUUUGUUAUGGGCGUCGCUGCUCGCAUUAAGCCAGCACUACGUGGUCAGUAUGACGUGCUACUGACGGGCGUGACAACAGGAUUUUGUGGCAGUUGCACCACUUUUGCUAGUUGGGACGUUGGAGUCGCUCUCACGUUCGUUCAUGGCCGAUGGUUGAAUGCCAUUUUAAUGUUGUGUGUACAUGUGGCGAGUGCAAUGAUGAGUCUUCGACUUGGCUUUCACGUAGCAGAGGGGAUCGUGCACUACUUCACUUUGCAAGAAUAUCCAUUCCGUAAACCGCCAGUCAACCUUGGACAGCUUAAUCUGGAUCUCGAAAGGAACAUCAAUCACUUUCGAGAGAUCAAGAUGCAUACAUUUGGACCAUUAGUUACUCGACGAGUGCGAGCUACGGAAGAAUCGCUGGCUGUAGCGAGAGAUUCUUGCAACGAACUGAUGGCGGAAAUUAUCCAAGUCGAACAUGAACAGUAUCCCAUUCACCACAACAAUAAAGUAUGGAUUUCGAUAGCUCUUACGCUCACGGCGCUUUUUUGGACACUGGCAUUCUGUGGUUUCGACAAUUAUCCUAGCUCGAGAAUCCUGGCACUUUGCUUUGGUCCAUUUGGCGCACUGCUGCGGUGGUACUUGUCACUGUACAACAGCAAACCCAAGUGUAAACGGUUCCCGUUUUUUACAUUUUUACCGAACGUAUCUGCAUCGUGUCUCAGUUGUUUUAUGGAGAUCGUUGGCAGUAUUGUGCACAAUAACAGUGCGUUUGCCUACCGUCAUUUCGUGAUGUUUGGUCAAGGAGGCAUCGUGGUUGGCUUUCUUGGGUCACUCUCUACCGUAUCGUCGUGGGUUUAUGAGUUGGAUAGUCUCUCAUCGAGGCGCUUGAUCUGGGCGUAUCGCUAUGGACUUGCUAGCGUCAUUAUCUCACAGCUCGCGAGUGUUUUUAUUCUAGGCAUGUACGACGCGUAUGGUAGUGAUCCUCUCAUUGAAUAA
Messenger RNA from Peronospora belbahrii, 1341 nucleotides. Lineage: Eukaryota; Oomycota; Peronosporomycetes; Peronosporales; Peronosporaceae. The record is from the annotation of a GenBank genome assembly.